Diorhabda carinulata is the source of this 2158-nucleotide messenger RNA. Its product is annotated as protein PTCD3 homolog, mitochondrial. The coding region runs from base 125 to 2092 and encodes 655 amino acids. The transcript has 8 exons. Lineage: Eukaryota; Metazoa; Arthropoda; Insecta; Coleoptera; Chrysomelidae. Gene Ontology annotation, cellular component: mitochondrion. The record is from RefSeq and is a predicted model, not a curated record. Gene Ontology annotation, molecular function: protein binding; rRNA binding; ribosomal small subunit binding. Gene Ontology annotation, biological process: mitochondrial translation.
AUAAGAUGACGUUACAAGUUGAUGUCCGAUAUUUUCCAAUUAAAAUAGGGUUAGAAAAAUAAUAGUGUGUUUCAAAUAAAACCACUAAAAAUAUUAAAAACAUAAUAAUAAUAUUUUUCCAAAUAUGAAGCUUUCAUCAGUUUGUUUUAGACGGACUCAAAUAUACAUAAAUCCGUUCAGCAACUUAAUAAACCGUAGAUUAAGUUCUAGUGUUACCGAAGAAAAAAUAGAAAUACCUAACAGAAUCCAUAGAGGACCAACAGAUAUAUUGAGAGCUCUAGAAAGUACAAUCAAUAGAGAUCCUACAGCUGCACACUACAAAUAUCACGAUGACCCUUAUUUAAUUCCUAUGUCUAAUGUUGCUAAAAGAACUUAUGCAAUGGCACAAGAAGCAGGUCGUAAAGCAGCUCAUUGGAUAAGAAAAGAACACACCGAUCUUUUUAACCACAGAGAAAUGGAUCCCAUCAUACCAUCUUUUUUACCAAAAUUAGUUUAUACUGAAGAUACACCAGUAUCAGAGGAAGAAUUAAAGAAAGUAAUUGAUAACGUACAAGUGUUAGAUGCUCAGUUUAUUUAUCAGUUAUUAAAAAAACGAGAAAUAGAAGUUUCCAGUGGAACACAGCAAGCAUUGUUAGAAUUAAUUUGCUAUUAUAAUUGUGAGGAUACUUUGCCAUCAGAAUUUGUCGAGGAGAGGUGGUUUAGACAGAGUUCCAGUCUAAAAGAAAGACAAAGAAAAACAUGGAAAGACGGUAGUUUUGCCGAAGAACUUUUUCAAAGUAUAAAAACUCCAACUGCAGAAACUUAUUCAGCAAUAAUACAAGGAAUGUGUAAAUAUUUUCAAGCCGAUAGAGCUUGGAAAUUAUUCGAGGAAGCUCAAAAGAAAGGAUUCGUUCUCACAACAAACACCUACAACUCCCUUAUUAAAAUUUCAAAUUUUCUUAAAGAGAGUUCAGAAAUGAGAUGGACGUUUAUAAUAAAUCUCUUGAGUGAUAUGAAUACAGCAAAAGUUAAACCGAAUUUAGGAACAUUAAACGCCGUUUUACAUUCUCUUAGUACCAUGGGUAAAAGUAAUAAUGUUAAAGAAUACGUAUUGCAAGUUUUAUCAGAGUUUAAGAAAUUAGGAAUCGAACCGUCACUAGGAUCUUGGUAUUACGUACUUAUUACAUUUUGCAAAGACAGAGGUCCAAUUAGUACUAUUUUACACGAUAUAAUAGUACAAGUAGAAAAUAAAAAUCAUGAAAUUCGCGAUAUUUCUGAUACCAAUUUUUUUGUAACAGCCAUGGAUGUAUGUAAGAAUCACUUAAAAGAUGUCGAUUUAGCUAUAAGAGUUGAUAAACUAUUGCAUUUUGAUUCUAAUUAUGAUUUGAUUGGUGAUUCAUAUAAAGAAUCAAUUUACUAUCGUCAUUUUUGUUUGCUCAUGGUCACUAGCGUUCCUCUAGAAGAAUUUAUGACAAACACUUAUAAUAUUUUGGUACCUAAUAUUUAUGUACCGGAACCUGGAGUGAUGGGUGAAAUUCUCAAACAAGUCGAUUUAAAUGGAGCAAUUGAGUAUGUACCUAAAUUAUGGUCAGACAUGGUUUGUUUUGAUCAUACUGACAGAGAUAAUUUAGUUGAUUGUAUUUUAAAUAUCAUGGUUGAUAACCAACCCGAUGCUGAAUCAAAUUUAAAUGAAAAUUUUGCUAAUAUCGCUUGGGAUAUUUAUGAGAGAGUUGAAAAUCAAAAUGUUCUUAAGAUUAACAAAAUUGUUAUAACUGGUAGCCUCCUUGGAAGGAUAAUGCUUUUAGUAUUGAGAAAUGGAGAUUUCCAAAAAGCUUGUACUAUUAUGGAUAAAAUCGAUAGAGGACAUCAAACUGUAGUGGGUGUUCCACAAAUAGAAGCCCUUGAAAGUUUCGUUGAUUAUUGUAUCAAAAAUAAAGCUCCUACUAGAGCGAUAGCAUGUAUUCAAUACUGUUCAGACAGUGGUUUUUCACAAGCGGGGCAAUUGGCAGCCAAAUUAAACGAUCAAUUGAAUUUAGAUGAGACACAAUUGAAUAGUUUAUCAAAAAUUGUUGGUGAUAUUGAAUUGAGCGCUAAAGCUGCAGAUCAAAGUUAAAAAGAUUAUUUCAACUGUUGAACUCUGUAUAUAUUAUAGGAAAAAAAUAAAAAAAAUUUUUAUUUU